GCCAUUAUUUUCGUGCUUCCCUGAUUGCACCGUUUUUCAAUAUUUUUCUGCUGCUCCGCCGGUGAUUAACGAAAUUCCGAUCCUUGUGUCGGUUGGCUGUGAUCAAUUUCCGUGCGAAUCUUUUGAAUUUUGGGUAUCUAUGCUGAAAAUAGGAAGAGUAUUAGGAAUACUGUGAUCCUGAGCAUGAAGAGAAAUUGAUUGCGUCGUAGUGGAAUAAUGAUGCGAAAUUGAUAACUGGUGUUCUUGACUAAAGCUGAUGUUUGAGAACUAUCGCGGAGUUUGUUUUCUUCUGGGAAAUGCGAUCAUGAAGCGGGUAUCUCGAAAAAUUGGGAAGUAUGAGAUGGGGCGGACUGUCGGCGAAGGAACGUUUGCCAAGGUUAAGUUUGCAUGUAACACGGAGACGAAGGAGGGCGUGGCCAUGAAAGUUAUGGCCAAAAGUAGCAUUCUCAAACACAAAAUGGUAGAACAGAUUAAGAGGGAGAUAUCGAUAAUGAAAAUUGUCAGGCAUCCACAUAUUGUCAGACUGCAUGAGGUAUUGGCUAGCCAGACAAAGAUAUAUAUAAUUCUUGAGUUUGUCUCUGGAGGUGAACUAUAUGAUAAAAUAGUUCUUCAUAAGAAGAUUCCAGAAUUUGAGUCUAGACGAUACUUUCAACAACUGAUAGAUGCAGUUGCUCAUUGUCACAGCAAGGGUGUAUACCACAGGGACCUUAAGCCUGAAAACCUUCUUCUUGAUGCUGAUGGAAAUCUGAAGGUUUCUGACUUUGGACUGAGUGCGCUGUCUCAACAAGGUGUUGAGUUGCUUCACACCACAUGUGGAACUCCUAAUUAUGUUGCGCCUGAGGUGCUUCGUGGUCAGGGUUAUGAUGGUGCAGCUGCAGAUAUAUGGUCAUGUGGAGUCAUCCUCUAUGUACUAAUGGCCGGAUAUCUUCCUUUUUCAGAGUCAGGCCUCCCCACCCUAAAUAUGAAGAUAAAUGCAGCGGAGUAUUCCUGCCCCUAUUGGUUUUCACCUGGUGCGAAGUCCUUGAUACAGAAGAUCCUUGAUCCGAAUCCUAAAACUCGGAUUCGAAUUGAAGAAAUCAGAAAAGACCCAUGGUUCAGAAGAAACUACAUGCCUGCUAAACUAGGAGAAGUUGAGGAAGUAAACUUAGAUGAUGUACGGGCUGUUUUUUAUGGCAUUGAGAAUGAAUAUGUAGUUGAUCAGUCAGAAAAAAGUGACGAUGGUCCGUUGAUGAUGAAUGCAUUUGAGAUGAUAACAUUAUCUCAAGGGUUAAAUCUGUCACCAUUAUUUGACCGGCGACAGGACUAUAUAAAGCGGCAAACACGUUUUGUUUCUCGUAAACCUGCUAACUUUAUAAUAUCUACCAUUGAAGUAGUGGCAGAAGCAAUGGGUUUAAAUGUCCACACACGUAAUUUCAAGACAAGGUUGGAAAGAAGGACUGGACACAGGGCUUCACAGUUUGCAGCUGUGCUGGAGAUUUAUGAAGUGGCCCCGUCACUUUUUAUGGUGGACGUUCGCAAGGCUGCAGGAGACACUCUAGAAUAUCACAAGUUCUACAAGAAUUUCUGUGCUAAGCUAGAAAAUAUAAUCUGGAAACCAUCAGAGAGUGUAGGGAACUGAAGCCCUGCUUGGUUACUAACUGGUUCUAUGGAGCAAAUGCCAAAAGCAGCUGUUCAUCAUGAUGAGAUGCUUUUAUCAACGAUGCUGCAGGUGUUCAUGAAGCUUCUCUUUGUCCAUGAUCUGAACGUUAUAUAUGCUGUUAUGAAUUAGAAAACGGAAAGGCUAAGCUGCAAAUAAUGUAAAACUGGAAGUAUGUACGGUUUGUGUGUGUAUGCUUAAUUUUCUUUAUGCCAACCCCGACCCCGACCCCUUGGAAAUAAGAGGAUGGAAAAGUGAAAAAGACAUCCACAUAGGAAAUUCUGCUUGGAUUGUACAGAAUGUCAUUGAAACUAAAUUUAGGAUCUUUUUGCUGAGAGCUGUUAUUUUAAUGAAUCAUUUGCAUAAAAUGUUACUACAUUCAGAAUAUUGUAUGUUUGUGGAAGCGAAGCCCUUAUGGCCAAAUGUAAACCA
Cucurbita moschata (crookneck pumpkin) is the source of this 2068-nucleotide messenger RNA. Its product is annotated as CBL-interacting serine/threonine-protein kinase 24. Gene Ontology annotation, molecular function: protein kinase activity; ATP binding. The coding region runs from base 257 to 1618 and encodes 453 amino acids. Gene Ontology annotation, biological process: signal transduction; protein phosphorylation. The transcript is spliced from 16 exons. The record is from RefSeq and is a predicted model, not a curated record. Lineage: Eukaryota; Viridiplantae; Streptophyta; Magnoliopsida; Cucurbitales; Cucurbitaceae.